Molecule: messenger RNA, 1641 nt
Organism: Dreissena polymorpha
Lineage: Eukaryota; Metazoa; Mollusca; Bivalvia; Myida; Dreissenidae
Product: UDP-glucose 4-epimerase-like
Exons: 5
Coding region: 101-1639 (512 amino acids)
Biological process (GO): beta-D-galactose catabolic process via UDP-galactose, Leloir pathway
Cellular component (GO): cytosol
Molecular function (GO): UDP-glucose 4-epimerase activity
Source: RefSeq, a predicted model, not a curated record
UUCCGUGUUUAAGAUCUCUCUUUAUAAAUAUGGGGGUACACCAUAACUUAACCGCAAGUUUAAAUAACUAUGUUAGCUAUCAUGUUUCGAAAUAGUUGAAAUGGCGACUUUGGUACGAGUAUAUGUGUUUUGGAUCCUUAUUUAUAUAUGCCUGUUAACAGAAGGGUCGGGUUAUUUCAUUUCAUCGACUGAAACGACCUGGCAAACUGUUGGUAAAGAAUGUGAGCUUGUACAACCAGAACUUAAGUACAAUGAAAACGGCCUUGUUGAGCUCGAAGAACAAUUUGAUAUACACGACACUAUUCCUGGAGAAGGUGUUUGGAUAGGAUAUUUCAAGGCAUUUACAAAGUUCGUGUUUAAAGGUUGCGGGUAUAAUGCGCAUGAUGAGUUUCCCAAUAAAACGCACACCGUGUCCAGUCUGGGACGUUGCCAUCAUAUCUGCGGUGGAAUCAAUAUGUGGAUAAUCGGUACAGAUAAGAUAAAAACAUGUGUUUGCACUAUAAUACGGAUGACUUAUCUGACAAACAGCGAUUGCACACUAUGCGGCGAUAUCAUUUGUGGCGCUGGCUUUGGGAUUGCUAUUUACAGCGUUUUGAACGGGCACAGAUUUCCCCCGGUCCGGUUACAUAAUGGUGGAGAAUCAGGGUAUGUUGGGACCAACACGGUUGUGGAACUCAUAGAGGCUGGGUAUGAUGUGGUUGUCAUGGACAACCUCGCAAAUGCAAGCAUGGACAGCAUGAGGCAAGUUAAUGAAAUCACAGGCAAGCAGAUGCCCACAUUCAGUAUGGACAUGUUGGACAAGGAUGCCCUCAGGGAUCUAUUCAAAAAGCACAGGAUCCUCUGUGUGAUGCACUUUGCUGGCCUGAAGACAUUAGAGGAAUCCUGUAACAAACCUCUUCUCUAUUACAAGACAAAUAUAGGCGGAACAAUCAGUCUUCUUGAGGUGAUGAAGGAGUUCGGUGUGUACAACAUGAUCUUCUCCAGUUCUGCCGCUGUGUACGGCUCACCCAGUUACCUGCCCAUAGAUGAGAAACACACUGUAGGGGGCUGCAUCAACCCCUAUGGCAAGACCAAGUACUUCAUUGAGGAAAUCCUCAAAGAUAAUUGCACUGCAGAAAAGCAAUGGAAUGUUGUGCUGCUGCGCUACUUCAACCCAGUGGGGGCCCACGUGACUGGCAAGUUAGGGGAAGACCCUCAAGGAGUCCCCAACAACCUGAUGCCCUACGUAUCCCAUGUGGCCGUAGGAAGGCUUAAGGAGCUCACAGUGUAUGGAGACAACUAUGAUACACCUGAUGAAACAGAGGUGCGUGAUUACAUCCAUGUAGUGGACCUGGCUCAGGGACAUGUGGCUGCCUUGAAGUACCUCGAGAAGGACUGUGGCUGCAAGGUGUUUAACUUGGGAACAGGGAAAGGUUUUUCUGUGAUUGACAUGGCCAAAGCUUAUGAAUCUGCUUCUGGAAAACGUGUGCCUUACCAGAUAGCCGGUAGUCGUGAAGGUGAUAUAGCUUCGUGUUACGCUGAUGCCUCUUUGGCUGAGAAGGAACUUGGAUGGGCGUUAAAACUUGAUCUUGCAAAGAUGUGUGAAGACUUAUGGCGCUGGCAGUCCAAUAACCCGACAGGUUUCAGACAAGACAGCUAGGA